CUAGCAACACUGACACAACACAAUUUCGUUUGUGCCGCUGAUAUAUGAUGAAUAGUAACGACGCUUUCAAGUUAAUCAUUUAUUUUAUUUGAUAUUUUCACGUAUAACUUAGUGAUAGUUAAGUGAUAAAAAAUAUUUAGUGUGGAUUGCUUAGGGGCUACGUGUAAAUCAUGAGUCAGAUAGUAACGCGUAAGGGGCCGAAGGGUGAAGAUAAAGAAAAGAGACAGACAGACAGUCCAGUUAAAGAAAUGAAAAAGAAAAUAGCAGCCAACGCUGAAAAAGAGAAACAGGCGGCAGAGAAGAUUGCAGAGAAAUCCGUCCAAAGCGACAAAAAGGCUGAGAAAUCUACGGAAAAGGUAGCGGAGAAACCUAGCGAGAGAAAGGAGAAAUCUGAGAAAGGCCUAGACAAGAGUAUAGAUAAAAAAGAUAAGGCAGAAAAGAGUGCUGAAAAAAACGAAAGUACAUCUGAUAAAAAAGACACUACAAUAGAUAAAACUACAGAUAAAAAAGAAAAACCAUCAGAUAAAACAACAGAAAAAAAGGAAAAAACAUCAGAUAAAACUACAGAUAAAAAGGAAAAACAUUUAGAUAAGAAGGACGCCGCCGUAGAAAAGGCAACCGAUAGCAAAGAAAAGAAUGGAAAGAUGGAAUUGUCCGAGGAAAAGGCAAAGAAACCGGAGACGAAAGCGAAGGAAAACGGCGCUGCAACGAACGGCGAACAGAAUGGUGACACGGUGAGUUCGGAGGACGAGCUCCAGGAGUCGGACGUGGAGCGGGACGAGAUGUUCCCGGAGCUGGCGUACGAGGACUCGGACGGGGAGACCUUCGAGCCCCCCACGCCCGAGGGGCUGCCCAGCCGCAGCUACACGCGCCGCUCGCAGGUGAAGGCGGCGCGCACGCCGGAGACGCCGCGCCCCGCCUCCGGCCGCAACGGCGACCGCGACUACGUGCCCGACGAUUCGAAGCUGCUCAAAUUGAAGGACGACGCGCUAUCAACGGACCGCAAGCUACGUUCAGCGGAUUCGCCGAAACCUCAGGAUAAAAAAAUUGAAAAGGUCCAGGAAGGGAAGAAGUCCGAAUCUCCUAAGAAGGAUUCUCUUAAGGCGGUCCAAGAGGAGCCGAGCAAGCCCGAGGAGAAGGAUGAUACUGCAACUGAUGUCGAAAUCGAAGUCGUCGUUGAAAUUGAAAACGAAGGGGCCGGCGGGGGCGGCGCGGGCGGCGGGGGCGAGCGGCGCGUGAAGGCCGACACCAACUUCUCCAAGUCGCGCGUGAAGGUGUCGCCCUACCGCCGCGCGCGCGAGCCGGCCGACGCCUCGCUGCUGGCCGACUACACCGGCAAUAACUCGACGAUGGAGAUGGACAUCACGGAGUCGUCGCUGGACGCGCCCGAGAGCCCGUACCUGAGCGGCCUGCGGACCAUCCGCGCCCGGCGCUCCUACCGCGUGCUGCAGGAGGUGUCGCUGCGGAGCGCCUGCAGGCCCUCGCGCAACGAGCUCGCCGGCGGCGGCGCGUCCCCGGCGGAGCAGCCGAGCCGGCCCACGGGCACGGUGGUGGGGCGCAAGCGGCGGCCCGAGGCGGAGGCCGAGGCGGCCCGCGGCAAGCGGCCGCGCCUGCUGGAGCGCCUCGCGCGCCCCUUCCGCGCCGCGCCGCCCCCCGCGCGCCGCGCCGCCGAGAUCGUGGGCAUCAACACGGACCUCCCGCUGAGCGCGCCGGUCGCGGCCGCCGCCGCCUGCGACCCGGAGGCCAUCAAGCCGCAGCCCGCCGGCGCCGCCCUCCCCGCCGCCCACCCCGCUGCCCUCCCCGCCGCCGUUAGCGACAGGGACGGCAGGAGAUGUACUGUGAUGUAAGUGAUUAUACAUGCGAUACUCUUUGUGACGAAUGUAAAUUAACUUAAACGGAGAGACGAUUAAAUAGAGCUGAACUCUCAAACCGGCCGGUCCCUUUUGGGCGGCAUUUGGUAAAUGAACUCAUCGCUUUCCGAACCGAAGUGACUUCUUUUUAAUCCAAAAUAUUGUUAAAAAAUGACCAGGGGUAGUGUCGUUUAAAAAGAAAGAUAGUUUACAAGGACAUUACCGAUAAAGUUGGAAAUUGCUGUUCUAAAUAUUACACCAGUGAAUAGUUUUAUACACUAUCGAAGAUGAUUUUUUGUUUUUUUAAUUCAGUCGAUUUAAUAUUCUUCAUUCAACUAAAAUCCUUAAAGAAAAUCUUACCAAGCAAUUAUUUGUCCCUAUGAUUUUUGAAUAGUCGGCCUGCAACAGUUCUUUGUCCUCGUAUGCAAUUAAAAAAAAAAUAUUCUUUUGUUUAUCGUGUACAUAAUUUGGAUUUACAAAAUCAAUUUAUAAGUUUGUUUACAUCGUGUACAAUUAGUAUCGUCGUCGGACUGUUAACAUAAAUUAGAAUAAUCGUGAAGCCUUCUCGUAGUACAAAUGUUGUACUUUACAAAUUCGUGUCUCGAAAUACUUUGUUUUUUUGUUACGUGACGUCGUUGAUACGUGAAAUUGGAUGAUUCGAUGAAAAGACUAGUUUAUUUUGUGCUAUAGCUGUAAUAUUACUCGUUUGUACAAAGUGAUUGAUAAGUGAGUUUGAUUCUUCUUUUUGUACAUACGAUACGACAUAUAUGGAUUAAUUGUCUUCGAAAAUCUCUUUAAUAAUAAUGUAUAAUUUUCUUUUGAAGAUUGUUUCAAUUUCACGAUAGAACGACGACAUCUUAGUAAGGUUGUUACGUAGAAGAAUUUUUAUAUCGUGGAUAUUAUUAAAAAAAAGACAAAAUUUAUUCGAGAAGAUUCCUUUGAAAUGCGCGUACUUUGAUAUAAAUAACAUUGUUAUGGUAUCUAAUGAAUGUUUAUACGAUGUUGUAUGUUUUUUUAAUAGGUCUGAUUUUGAUUAUGUAUGUAACUGCAUAAUUCAUACAAGGUUCGGGGGAACUGGGGGAACCAUUUUCACCCUUUAAUGUUGAACUUUUAAAAACAAAGUCCAGGCGAAUGCUCACUUAGUGGGUAUUUGGUUCGAACGUCCGUAUCUAACGUUCGAGUGGAACGUUUCAGACGUUAUAUGCUAAAUGUUAUUUGUAGUAUAAAGUACUCGCAUUUUCCACGUUCUCAAAUGUAUUCGAUAUUAUGUAUAUUUAAAAUGCGAAGCGGUCAAUAAAUUAUCAUAGGUUUUUUAAAGCGGAUCAGAAGUAUUUCAAAUGUAUGUCGGUAUUACUCGUUAUAACAACAUUAUUCAAUUUUAUCGAUAUUCAUUUAAAACGAUGUUUUCUUUUUCGAUGAGUUAGAUACUUUUCAGAACUUAUCUACGAACAAUAAAAAGUUUCAAUAAUAGUAGGUACACGAUCUCUAACCGGAACUUAUUUCAUCUCUUCCACACACGUUUUAUUAAAAAGAGAUAAAAAUUUUUUUUAGUUCGAUUCGUUUCAAAUUUCUUCGAAAAAUAAAAUUUUUCAUUCGUUUGAAUAAGAAGUAAAAGUUUAGUGAAUACCAUGUAACGAGUAAUGCUUGUUUUAAAUGUGUUCACAGAAUAUUAAUAUAUCGGUAGAUAAGCGACGUACGAUCGUUAGGUACCCGCGAAUGGGUACGGCGUUUUAGACUUCGACUAAUGUUUUAGCUAAGUUUUAUCAUGUGACUUGUAGAUAUAUUUCUGGACGUGCUAUUAAUUGACCAAUUUAUUGUUUAAAUGUAUUAAAUCUUUAAUCUUUUGGUGUAGUAAUACAAUAUCUUGAAUUUCAUAUCAUGGUUUUUUUUUUGUUUUAAACAAUCAAGUUACAACUUAUACGUCUAUUAAACAAUAAUCCUAAAAUAAUCGAUUAAUAACAUGUCCCCCCCAUUAAUUGUAAUUAUUUUAAAAUCGAAUCGAUAAAUAAUCGAAGUUACUGCAAAGUCUCGAUUAGAUUUUAAAAUAUAUAAAAAUAGUUUAGUUUAUAAGUUUUAUUUUAUAACAUUUUUAGUAAAGAAAUGCGGGUCUUGUGCAUUUUAAACGAAUUCGAGAUAGUUUACAAUAAAUCGGAAAUAGUGUAAAAUAAACUUGCAUUUCAAAAUAUAAAGCUAAAAGUAUAAUGCGUUUUUUAUUUUAUAUUUUAUUUAAUAGCUCAAUAUAACGACCAAAAAUAAUUAAGCUUCUUAUGUACAAGCGAUCCCUACGUUUAAAGCGAUUGAAAAGAUUUAUUUAAAGGAAUGUUGGCAACAUCUAUGUUAACGAUACUGACAAUAAUUUCUGUAAUUUGUCAACAAAAAUUGUAACAAUGUUAUGUAGACGUCGGUGACUUGUUAAACGAUAGAAAAUAAUUGUAGACACAAAUUGUAAACUUAUUCGUAGGGAGUUUCGCUAGUUUUAUCGUUAAGUAAACUAAUGUGUAACAAAUCUAUUAAAUUAAAAGGAUUUUUAAACUAAAACUGUCAUGACAAUAGAUUUAAACCACCGAAAGCGCCAUAUUAUAAAAUUUUCUUAAUAAUUAGUCGUUUGAUGAUUAUUUGUUUACUGGCAACAUUGUAAUUAGUUAUACAAAUAUAUAAAAAAAAAAUUGCCUAAGAAUCCUGCUACUUCCAUAGAAUAGGUUUUUCAAAUGGCAACAUUUAAAAAAUAAAUAUUGUAGAUCAUUGCUUUAAUUCUUAUUUUAUACAUUAAACAAAAUAUUUUUUAUUGUAUAAGUAUAAAAUUAUCAUCAAACAAUUGAUGCAAAAAGAAAUUCUAUGAUUUAAAUUCUUUUUUAUUACGAACACCAUAUUUUAUCUGUGUAUAUAUUGCACAUUCACAAUGAUUCAUUUGUAAAAAAUAAAUUAGAAAAUCCAAAUAUAAAUCACUUGUAAAUUUUAUUUAUUUUCAAUUUUCAAGCGCUUCCGAUUGAGUAAUAAAAAAAAUUUAUGUUGAUACAAAACAAUCAAUUUCGUCAGUGUAAUUGGACACGCCUUUAUCAAAGCAAUAAAAUGUCAAUGAUGUUAUCAAUAAAUCCAUACGAAUUAGUCAGUCGAAUAAAAGUAGGUCUAAAUAAUUUUAUAAUAGAAAUAUCAUCAUAUUGAAAAUGUUUACAUAUAAAAUAUUCUUUUGUUAUAUUUAAAAUGUUUCGUCAAAUAUUUUUUUAAUAAAAAUUUGAACUGUUCAUCUAACAGUACUAGAGCGUGUGACGUCACAAUGAUGUCUCCAUGAUAGAUAUCCUUGUGUUAUCGUCAGCAAUGCUUCAGAAUACGUUUAUGUAUUUUAAUAAAUAAGAAUGAGAAAUCUUUAUUUGAAUAACUCGGUCUUACGAAAGUAAUUUAAUGUUAUGUUGAUCCCUAAACAAGAAAAUCUCCUACUUAAAGGGCCGCUUUAUGUUUUUGAAGAUGUGCUACAGCAUUUUAAGAAAUUAUUUUUGUAGGAUAAUUGUAUUGCAUUUUGUUUUUUAUGGCGUUUAAAUCGUUAUUUCAAUCUAUGUAGCUUUGGAUGUAUGAACGUCACAUAGCUAAAUUUUUAAAUUGUUGAAGUUAUCACAAAACUGUUUUUACAGUACGUGCGUAUUGAAAUAACGAUUAUAACGGCAUAACAGUCUAAAAAUAAGAAAAAAGCACAGCGACUUUUGCAGGUGCAACGACGAUUUGUAAAGGGUCAACAAAUAAACAAAGUUAUAUUCCGUUAAAUAUCCUUUUUUUUUAUUUGCAUUUUUAUGUAAAAGCUUAGUGACAUUCGCUUAAUAUUAAAUUGUAUGUAAAUUAACCACUAUGAUAUGAUUUUUGAAUUUAUAAUCUGUCUCGGAGUAGUGUUUUUUUUUAAUUGCUGUAAUUAAUAUGAAAAGUGCUCUUGUAAGUUUGUGUGAAUGCUUCAACAGAUUAAAAAUAAGUUUAUUGUUUACUAUUUGAAUCAUAUGUUGCCUUUUUUGAAUUGUAAGUAUUACGUUGUCGACUGUCGUCCAUUCGUUUUUUAAUUGGAAAAAUAAAUUUUCAGUUUUUUUUUUUGUAAGUAAAAUGUAAUUUAGUGUAAUGAAAAUUAUAUUAUUGUAAUAAUAUAGAAUUGAUAAUUUUUGUUAAUAAAUCAUUGAAAUCG
Molecule: messenger RNA, 6009 nt
Organism: Vanessa tameamea
Lineage: Eukaryota; Metazoa; Arthropoda; Insecta; Lepidoptera; Nymphalidae
Product: protein split ends-like
Exons: 10
Coding region: 171-1847 (558 amino acids)
Source: RefSeq, a predicted model, not a curated record